Puntigrus tetrazona (Sumatra barb) is the source of this 3437-nucleotide messenger RNA. RefSeq names its product ankyrin repeat domain 13 family, member D (gene ankrd13d). The transcript is spliced from 16 exons. Gene Ontology annotation, cellular component: cytoplasm. The coding region runs from base 1073 to 2953 and encodes 626 amino acids. Gene Ontology annotation, molecular function: protein binding. Lineage: Eukaryota; Metazoa; Chordata; Actinopteri; Cypriniformes; Cyprinidae. The record is from RefSeq and is a predicted model, not a curated record.
UUGAUGUCAGAUCAAUGUUUCUGGUGCCGUCUCAUUUCGGAUGAAUUCUUAAAUUGAAAUCGCGACGCUGUCUGAUCUCAGCCGACUUUAUAAAUUGUCCGAUCUCAAAAGGGUUUAUGAAUUUACCAAAUCCGUCCGAUAUUAUUUAAUCAUGCGUACAAACAUAAAUGAUUUUCCUUUUUGAAUGAAGUCUGACCUCAGGCUCCCCUCAGCUGCGUUUACACAUGGCUAUUGCUUUAUUUUUUAUUUUUAAUUCAGCGUGCGAUCCGAUCUCGGUGGAGUUGAUUGUUUUCGGUGCGAGCUGCCGUCUGAUGUCAGGUGAGUUACACUCGUUCUCCAUCGCGAAGGCACAGUCGAGCCGAGCCUGCGUCCGAUGCAUGUUUCCCGUGAACGUGGAUGGAAAUUAGGCCCCUGCUCGCUUUCUGCGGUGGCUUGUCUGCGUUUUCCCGCCGGCUCAGCGCAGACCCGGUCGGAAUAUAAUGGAAAGCGGUCGUUUUCCCCGUCAGAGGACAGCGAGAACAUCAUGUGUCAGCGAGCUCGAGCAGCACUAGCCUGAUGAUGAUGAUGAUGAGGAGGAGGAGGAUGUUGGGAAGCUAUCUGCUAACGCGAGGAUGCUUUACUGCAAAUAAACAUCUAACUCACCCGCGCUUGCCGUUUCGCCUCUUUUAACGGAACGCCGCUCAAUUUAACCGAUCGAUUCAAACGACGGCGUUGGCCUCGAGGAGGAUGUUUUACGAAGGCUUGCGGGAAUUUUGACUUAGCUUCGCUAGCUAAGCAGCUGCUGGCUUGACUGUUUUCAGCAAACGGGAGGAUUUGCAGCGAAACGGACCGGUAACGAGCGUGAACGACACGUCUGGAGUCCGGGGGGGGAAUGAAUUCACCGAGCGGAUUGAACGACGCGCUUUAUGUUACGUGAAAUGAACGGUCCGUGAAUAAACGCUUGCGGUGUCUGUUUAGAUGCAAAGGCGGCCGCUGCCCGACGAACAAUUCCCAAAAACCUCGGAAAAAAACGAACCGUAACCACGCAGGAUAAAAUCUAAACAACGGGGAACUUAAAUCCAGCGUCACUGAAAUGGCCGAAGAGGCGUUUCCUUUACAUUAUUUGGUGUGGAACAAUCAGUUUCAAGAACUGGACCGAGAGCUUCAGAAACAGCCGCAUGACGUGGAGCGGCUGGAUCCGCGCGGGCGCACGCCGCUCGAGCUGUCGGUGUGUCUCGGGCAUCUCGAGUCCACGCGCGUGCUGCUGAGACACAGCUCGGAUCCCACACACAGCAACGCGCAGGGCUGGACAGUUUUGCAGGAGGCAGUGAGCACUGGAGAUCCCGAGCUGGUGCAGCUGGUCCUUCAGUACAGAGACUUCAGAAGAGCCACAGAGAGACUGGCUGGUAUACCUGAGCUGCUGAGCAAACUGAGACAGGCACGCGAUUUCUACGUGGAGAUGAAAUGGGAGUUUACCAGCUGGGUUCCUCUAGUGUCGAAGGUUUGUCCGAGCGAUGUGUAUCGCGUAUGGAAAAGCGGUUCGUGUUUGAGGGUCGACACCACUUUAUUGGGCUUUGAGCACAUGACUUGGCUUAAGGGCCGGCGCAGCUACAUCUUUAAAGGCGGAGAGAGCGGGGCGAUGGUGAUGGAGGUGGACCACGAAAAGCAGGUGGUGUAUACGGAACCGCUGUCUCUGUCUCCGCGGGACGCCCCCUCUCUGCUCGCCGCCAUGCUGCCCUCGCAGGAGAACACGGCCCAGAGACUGACCUCUCCUAUAGUGUCCACUCAUCUCAACACACGCAACAUUGCCUUCGAGAGAAAUAAGUCAGGGAUUUGGGGAUGGCGCUCGGAGAAGACAGAGGUUGUCAGUGGAUAUGAAGCAAAGGUUUACAGUGCCAGUAAUGUGGAGUUAGUGACACGUUCUCGGACUGAACACCUUUCUGAUCAAGACAAAUCUAGGAGUAAAGGAUCUAGAACUCCUCUACAGUCGUUUCUUGGUAUUGCUGAGCAGCACAUCUCUAGUACUGGGAGUCAGGUUUCUCAGUGCGCGAGCCCCCAUAACCCAACAGCGAUCACAGCGGAGGAGUACUUUGAUGCAGAGUUUAAUCUGAACGGCAGAGACAUCGGGCGGCCCAUUGAGCUCACCAGCAAAGUGCAGAGGUUUAAGGCCACUCUGUGGUUGAGUGAAGCUCAUCCUCUCUCGCUGGCGGAGCAGGUGACGCCCAUCAUUGACCUCAUGGCCAUUUCUAACGCCCACUUUGCCAAGCUGCGUGACUUCAUCACCCUACGCCUACCACCUGGCUUUCCUGUAAAGAUUGAAAUUCCUCUCUUCCAUGUGUUGAAUGCUCGAGUGACAUUCAGCAAUCUGUGCGGCUGCGAUGAACCGGUCAGUUCUGUCACCGUUCAGUCCCCUCAAGGAGCCACAGAGGCCGGUCAGACGCCUCCUCCUCUGCAGUGUGAGGUCGACCCGUCUGUGUUUGAGCCUCCUCCAGAAUACACCACGCUUGGACCGGGCCGCAGCGAACCGAUGAGGGACGAGGAUGAUAAUUUACUCCAGUUCGCCAUACAGCAGAGCCUGCUGGACGCUGGAACAGAGAGUGACCAGGUGACCAUAUGGGAGGCUCUAACUAACACUCGUCCAGUUUCUCAGCCUCCGCUUUAUGAGGAGGACUCUCAGCUUGAGAGGGCGAUUCAGGAAUCUCUGUCUCUGUCUCUGGCUGGAGGGGAGAGUGUGGAGUCCGAUGCCGGGCCGCCGUUAUCCCCGUCUGACCCCGCGCUCAUCUCACCUCCGUGUUACAGCUCACUGAGCGAGCCUCGGGCGCCGGGAGCAUUUGCUGUGGCCAGCAGCUUCGAUGAACAGCUACGCAUCGCCAUGGAGCUGUCCUGCAGAGAGCAGGAGGAGAUAGACAGGAAGAGGAGGGAAGAGGAAGAAGAGCUGGAGAGGAUACUGCAGCUGUCUCUCACAGAGAAGUAACUGAAGCAGUGCUUGACGUGGGUUUAACGGAGUAAUUUAUUGGUUGUGUUUUUUUCUUUCUGCAAUGUUAAAUUAUUCUUCUUCUAGAUUCAUCGCUCUUUAUUUCUUUUCCAAAAUAAUAAAGAUGGAACGCAAAGAGGAAUCGGAGAGCGAGUGUGUGUGUGUGUGUGUGUGUGUGUGUGUGUGUGUGUGUGUGUGCCAGGACUGAAACAAUUCAUACCAGAAGAUAAAUCAAAGAGCACGGCAUGAAAAUGUGAAUGAUAUCCUCUCAGUUCCGCUGUCUUUUGAGUGAUAAAAGGUUAACUUUAACUUCAUUGUAUAAUGACGCAGAUGAAAAUGUGAAUAUAAAUUAUGAACAUUGAUGACUAUGAUAAUGCAUAAAGGUACUGAAAAUACUAUCGCAUCAAAUAAUGAGUACUUAUGGUGGAUGAUGAUAACAUGAAAGUAUAAGUAUUAAAUGUUGCUCAAACACUUUCACAACGAA